CCUGUCUCGUUCUCUGUUUCUUUCCUCUAUUAUUUUCCACUCAGUUUCUCGUGGUUUAAAAUGGCGGCGUUGAGCAGCGCCGAGUCCCCACCGCCCGUCUUCAACGGAGACACCAUGAACCGCGAUCCGGAGCGGGACCCGGGACUGGACGAGCUGGGCGCGGGGCUCGAACCCGCCUGUCCCGGAGGAGCGGCGAUCCCCGAAUGUCAACAGGACAUUCCCGAGGAGAUAUGGAACAUCAAACAGAUGAUUAAGUUAACCCAAGAGCACCUAGAAGCCCUUUUAGAUAAGUUUGGAGGAGAACACAAUCCACCAUCUAUAUACCUGGAGGCCUAUGAAGAGUACACUAGUAAGCUGGAUGCAUUGCAGCAGCGGGAGCAGCAGCUUUUGGAGGCCAUUGGGAACGGAACAGAGUUCUGCUCUUCGCCUACACCCACCCUGCUGGAUGUGAAGGGACCGGGCAUCCAGAGCGCCCCCGCUGCCCCAAACACUUUGGCUGUACUGCAGACUCCGACAGACGCAACACGAGGGAAUCCCCGCUCGCCCCAGAAACCCAUCGUAAGGGUUUUCCUGCCCAACAAACAGAGGACAGUGGUUCCAGCUCGUUGUGGGAUGACUGUGAGAGACUCCUUAAAGAAGGCUCUGAUGAUGCGAGGCCUGAUCCCAGAAUGCUGUGCGGUUUACAGGGUGCAGGAUGGGGAGAAGAAGCCCAUUGGUUGGGACACAGACAUUUCCUGGUUGACGGGGGAGGAGCUCCACGUUGAGGUUUUAGAGAAUGUGCCACUGACGACCCAUAAUUUUGUGCGAAAGACCUUCUUCACACUGGCCUUCUGUGACUUUUGUCGGAAGCUGCUGUUUCAGGGCUUCCGCUGCCAAACGUGCGGCUACAAGUUCCACCAGCGCUGCAGCACAGAGGUCCCGCUCAUGUGUGUCAACUACGAUCAGCUGGAUUUACUGCUGGCAUCAAAAUUUCUGGUGCACCACCCCAUUACCCAGGAGGAGGCGUCAUCAGAGGGCACAACACCUAUUUCAGAGAUGUGCCCCUCCCUCCCUCCAUCUGAGUCCACUGGGUCUCUGUGCCAUCCUACUGUGUCCCCGUCCAAAUCCAUCCCUAUCCCACAGUCCUUUAGACCCGGAGAAGAGGACCACCGCAACCAGUUUGGCCAGAGGGAUCGCUCUUCCUCAGCCCCUAACGUCCAUAUCAACACCAUCGAGCCGGUCAACAUUGAUGAUUUGAUCCGUGAUCAAGGCUUACCGAGGUCAGAUGGAGCCCCCUCGCAACACCCAGCCCGCUGCUUGAGGAAGAACCGAACACGGACCUCAAGCCCCCUUCUGUCCUCCCACCCCAAUGACAUUGUCUUUGAUUUUGAGCCUGAGCCAGUGUUCAGAGGCUCUACAACAGGCCUGUCGGCCACACCUCCUGCCUCCCUGCCUGGUUCUCUGCCCAAUGUGAAGGUGUCGAAAUCACCCUGCCAACCGAGAGAGCGGAAGCCAUCGUCUUCGUCUGAGGACCGCAAUAAAAUGAAAACACUGGGUCGACGGGACUCAAGCGAUGAUUGGGAGAUCCCAGAAGGUCAGAUCACCCUUGGGCAGCGGAUAGGAUCUGGCUCUUUUGGAACCGUCUACAAGGGGAAGUGGCACGGUGAUGUGGCGGUAAAGAUGUUGAAUGUCACAGCUCCCACUCCACAGCAGCUACAGGCCUUUAAGAAUGAAGUGGGUGUCCUCAGGAAAACCCGCCAUGUGAACAUCCUGCUCUUCAUGGGCUACACCACCAAACCCCAGCUGGCUAUAGUUACACAGUGGUGUGAAGGUUCGAGUCUCUACCACCACCUACACAUCAUCGAGACCAAGUUUGAGAUGAUCAAGCUGAUUGACAUUGCCCGUCAGACAGCUCAGGGCAUGGACUAUCUGCACGCCAAGUCCAUCAUCCAUAGGGAUCUGAAGAGUAACAAUAUCUUUUUGCAUGAGGACCUAACAGUAAAGAUUGGUGAUUUCGGUCUGGCUACUGUGAAGUCCCGCUGGAGUGGCUCACAUCAGUUUGAGCAGCUUUCUGGCUCUAUCUUAUGGAUGGCUCCAGAGGUGAUCAGACUGCAGGACAAAAACCCGUACAGUUUCCAGUCGGAUGUCUACGCGUUUGGCAUUGUGCUAUAUGAGCUCAUGUCAGGGGCUCUGCCUUACUCUAACAUCAACAACAGAGACCAGAUUAUCUUCAUGGUUGGCCGGGGUUACCUGUCUCCUGACUUGAGUAAGGUGCGCAGUAAUUGUCCCAAGGCCAUGAAGAGACUUAUGGCCGACUGUCUGAAGAAAAAGCGAGAGGAGAGACCUCUUUUCCCUCAGAUCCUGGCCUCUAUUGAGUUGCUGGCACGCUCUCUGCCCAAGAUCCACCGCAGCGCUUCUGAACCGUCCCUUAACCGCGCUGGAUUCCAGACAGAGGACUUCAGCCUGUACAUCUGCGCUUCCCCCAAGACGCCCAUUCAGGCUGGUGGCUAUGGUGAAUUCUCAGCGUUUAAAUAGUGCUGCAAAUCCUACAACUCCAUCCCCUGUCAGUUUUUACGACGUCUUGUGUUCCUACGGUGGGUUCAUCCAUAACAACACAGAAAAGGACUAGUUUUCAAAAAGAAUGUGCUGUUUUUCUUCCUCUUUACCCGAAGAGCUACGGGCCUCAACGGAAUUGCUUUAAAAUAAAAUGAUCUCUGCAGGGUGUCAUUGCUGAUUUUACAAAAAAUCUCAUAAACAUCACAUAGGACUCGAAAACGCAGCGUUACAACAUAAAGACUGAUGUGAGAAACCAACAGCUGGUCACUGGAAAGAAAAAGCAAACAAACCCAAAUAGAUCGUGGCGGGGAUGAAAAUCUUUCCCCAAGAAGAAGAUAAUUGGGUUUGGGAGCACAAGCCCCGCCUUCACUCCGCCCGGAGGGGAAGAACACACAGCACUGGCCAAUCAGAAAACAGGGUCCAGUGGCAUGGAAUAAUGGAAAAAUGAGAGAGACGACGUCAAGUCGCAGUCGUGGAAAGGUGCUGAAUGUCAGGAGAUCACUUGAAUGAUAUUUAGAAACGUUGCAAUGAGUUUGUGACGUCGGGCUGGAGUUACUAAUAAUACAAAUUUAUUUUAUCUUCAACAUUUUUUUUCCCUCAAGGGUCAUAUGUUGUAGAUAAACAGACCCUUCUUUUUCGUUUACAGAUAUAGUUUGUGAACAGUGGUAAAUGAAGCAACCAUCAAAAGACCUCUUUUUUGUUUUUUUACAAAUAUAUAUAUUCUAGAAUAUUCUGUAGGUUUUUUUGCUUUUAAUUCUUCAAGGCAAACUCUAGAAUUUUUGUACGUUUUUUUGCAUUUCACAUCCCCACUAAUGUCGCCUCUCUUGGAUUGGCGCAACUACCGUCAGACGUUUCCGAGGUGGGCAAAAUCAAAGCGGUUCCCGCGCUUCUAGAGAAUGUGAUUGUUUUAUUUAGUUUCGCCUCCUUAUAGUAGCUAAUGUCAUGUUUCUGAAUAAGGUCAUAUUAUUUAAAGUUUCUUGUAGAAAAACCCACUGUAUAAAGCAAACACGAAGCCUUGCUAUGGAGUUACAAUGUGGGCGUAUUUCAGAUGUAUUUCUGUAUUUUCACUACAACUUUAAGCUUAACUGUCUUUAUUAGAAGCCAUUCCUUUGAGGCCAUGGUUAACGAUUUUCGUUUUUUGAGAUUCGAUCCAUCCAAGUCAUGUGACAACUCUUUGGACCUUGCACCGCUGGAUUCAUUCCGACAUGUUUGUUCACGGGUCAUAGCUUUUUUUUCUUUUUUUAAGUUUAAGUUUCAUAGUUUUUCUUGUGUUAUAGACAGGCAGGCCUGCAAAAAUACAUUAAUUUAUAUUGCUUUAAUUUUAUGACUUUUUGUUCGGUGUCGUUUCAAACUCUCGGAGAGGUUGCGUGUGUGUGUGUGUGUGUGUGUGUGUGUGUGUGUAUAUACAUAUAUAUUUUCUCUCACUCAUUCUGUGAUUUGCUGAAAUGUACAUUACGCAGUGUGUCUGUGCACUUUGUAUAAAUGACUGAUGCAGAUAAGCAAUUUUGCCUUUUUAAAGACCUAAUAUAUUUUGUCAUAUGAAGAGGUUAAAGCAUGGUUACCGGAUUGCAAAAUGAAUGAAAAUCGAUUUCAAAAAGCAGGCAGGGCCAUGGGACACUAAAAACCAAAGCUAAAUCCAACCUCCUAACGCCAUCUGUGUCCACCUUCGCCAUUGCCGGAGAACGGUUCGCCCUAGGACUCGAACAGGCUUCCUGCUCGCGAAGCUGCGACUCUUCGUUUCAAGUUGGUCCAAAGACUUCUGCGUCAACCCUCUAGCAUAGCUUUGGGCUGUAGUGACACUAGCACUGUGUAGCCCUGAAGUUCACCUAGACACUGUGGACGGUGGAAAAGCCCUCGUAGAGAUGCUUUUCGUUAUUUCGGCCUCUUCGUAGUGAAAUUUGCUUUCGGCUCCACGAAAUGCUUGAUGUUGCACAGAUAACCGAGGCUCUGCGCUUGGUUCGCCACUCGUGCUCUGUUACAAAAGCGAGGACGCGCGCCCCAUCUUCUUGCUUCUGUUGAGAUGGAUUGAAUUAUUUAUUUUGGUUCUUUUCGAUUAUUUUUAUAAGGACGAUGCUCUGUGAAUCGGUUCCGCCACUUAAACUUGCCAUUAAGGAAAGAGGAGCUCCACGGAUCCUUUGACGGUGGUCACCGUUUUCACAUGUAUAGUUUUUGACAAGACGUUUGAAUGGACUCGUUCUCAGAUUAAGCUGGAAAACCUAACGUUGGUUGCGUUUGGAGAUGGUAGAGGUGUAUUUUAAGAAUGCUGUAUUUAUUUUCUAUGGGAAUGUUACUGAGGAGGUCUGACUUGUGAAGGAUUGAUCCUUCUUGACUCUGGAAUACUUGGGGACCUGCUUGAUUACAACUCGGAGAUACACACACAUAUAUAUAUUUAUAUAUUGUUGUUCUCUGAAACCAUUUUACUUUCACUUCCCCGAACCCCCAUUUUAUUUGCUUUUUAAAGCCUUCACCAAAAACGUCCGUAUCACAUUCCUUUCUGUUGCCUUGCCUGCACUUUAAAACCCCCCACCCAACCCCACCCCAGUGCAAGUUCAUUCAAGUGAGAACUAUCAUACAAAUGUUUGGGAGACUCUUUUCAUCUGUAAAUAGCUGUACAAAGGAAGUACUGUCCGUUUGCUAGGAGGCAUGGAGAUAAAAACAAUGAAAUGACUUCAAAUGUUUCAACUUAAGAAAUAAAGGUUAAGAAAAGACAUUUUGAUAGAUGAAAUUCUGAGAAAAUAUUUCUGUGUAAAAAUAUUUAAGACUGUAUUAUAUAAAAGGAAAAAGAGCUUAAUGUAUUUGUUGUGAAUAUGAAAAACUGAUAUAUUAAAGAAGUGCAUGAAAACUG
Labeo rohita (rohu) is the source of this 5380-nucleotide messenger RNA. RefSeq names its product B-Raf proto-oncogene, serine/threonine kinase (gene braf). The coding region runs from base 61 to 2514 and encodes 817 amino acids. The transcript has 20 exons. Gene Ontology annotation, molecular function: ATP binding; protein kinase activity. Gene Ontology annotation, biological process: protein phosphorylation; signal transduction. Gene Ontology annotation, cellular component: mitochondrion; plasma membrane; cytosol. NCBI's taxonomy places the organism in Eukaryota, Metazoa, Chordata, Actinopteri, Cypriniformes, Cyprinidae. The record is from RefSeq and is a predicted model, not a curated record.